CAUAAGACCGCACAGUCUAUUAUAUAUGUCUAUGGAUUAUACAUAAUUCUGAAUCUGACCUGACCAAUCACAACAAAGGAGGAAUGACGAGAAAAUUCGUUAUUUUCAAACAGAAGAGGCGGUACAUUGCGAUUUCAGCGAUGCCGAAGGAUAAAAAAAACAAUUCUCACCCGCAACAAGUGAUUUCACAAGUGCAUAACAGUUUUAAACAAUUAAGAAUAUCUAAAACAUCGUCUGUCUUGUGUGAAAAUACAUCGAAUAAUACAGAAAAUAUACCUACUAUUGCAGACCAGUGUAACACUUACUUGGCAAAUAAUAAACAAACGGAAGAAAAUACAAAAAAAUCUAAAACAGUACUCUCUAUACAGAAUAAGACUGAUGAAGAAAAAGGUAAAGAGAAUAAAAAUUGCAAGGACCUGGAAACAGGGAAGAAUGAAGAACAAAACAAUGAGAAACAUGAAAAUCAAAAUGAGAAAAAAUGGGUCUUAACAGAUUUUGAUAUCGGACGACCAUUAGGAAAAGGAAAGUUUGGAAAUGUUUAUUUAGCUAGAGAAAAAAAAUCAAAAUUCAUUAUUGCCAUGAAAGUGUUAUUUAAAGCGCAAAUACAAAAAGCUGAUGUAGAACAUCAAGUUAGGCGAGAAAUAGAAAUUCAGACACAUUUGAGACAUCCAAACAUUUUGAAAAUGUAUGGCUAUUUCCAUGAUGAUAAGAGAGUAUAUUUAAUUUUGGAAUAUGCUCCAAAUGGAGAAUUAUUUAAAGAACUAACUGCCCAGCCAAAGAAGCGUUUUGAUGAAGUUAGAACAGCUACAUAUGUAUCGCAAUUAGCAGAUGCUCUGAAAUAUUGUCAUAGUAAAAAAGUUAUACAUCGUGAUAUUAAACCCGAAAAUUUAUUACUUGGAAUAAAGGGUGAAUUAAAAAUGGCAGAUUUUGGGUGGUCUGUUCAUGCUCCAGCUUCCAGAAGGAACACUUUAUGUGGCACAUUAGAUUAUUUGCCACCUGAAAUGGUUGUUGGGAAAACACACGAUCAUACUGUGGAUUUAUGGGGUCUUGGUGUUUUAUGUUAUGAAUGUUUAGUUGGUACUCCACCAUUUUAUGCUAAAAGUUAUGAUGAAACAUAUAUGAAGAUCAAGAAAGCCCAAUAUACAUUUCCAGGCUUUGUUAGUGAAGGUGCAAGGAAUUUAAUAUCUAAGUUACUAGUUGUUGAGCCAGAUCAAAGACUGCCUUUAGAAGAUGUUAUGAGACAUCCUUGGAUUGUACAAAAUCGAACUACUGAGCCACAUGUUCAGUGAUGAAUUAGUUUGCUUUAACAAAUAUUAUACUAUAUUUUAUAUUUAUGAAGA
Messenger RNA from Dufourea novaeangliae, 1340 nucleotides. Its product is annotated as serine/threonine-protein kinase Aurora-2-like. The record is from RefSeq and is a predicted model, not a curated record. The transcript has 4 exons. Gene Ontology annotation, biological process: mitotic spindle organization; regulation of cytokinesis; protein phosphorylation. The coding region runs from base 84 to 1289 and encodes 401 amino acids. Gene Ontology annotation, molecular function: protein kinase activity; ATP binding. Gene Ontology annotation, cellular component: spindle pole centrosome; spindle microtubule; chromosome passenger complex. Lineage: Eukaryota; Metazoa; Arthropoda; Insecta; Hymenoptera; Halictidae.